Molecule: messenger RNA, 1705 nt
Organism: Parasteatoda tepidariorum (common house spider)
Lineage: Eukaryota; Metazoa; Arthropoda; Arachnida; Araneae; Theridiidae
Product: putative monocarboxylate transporter 5
Biological process (GO): transmembrane transport
Molecular function (GO): monocarboxylic acid transmembrane transporter activity
Source: RefSeq, a predicted model, not a curated record
UUUCAGCAGUAUCAUGUAACGAGACAGGAAGCGUCUUUACCUUUCUCUGUAAGGAAUUCUAUACGAAUGUUAUCGGGUCCAUUGGUUGGCAUUGUGGGUCAGAGUUAUGGUAUUCGAACUGUGACAUUUUGCGGAGGAAUAGUGGCAGCAGCAGGAGCAGCACUAUGUUGGACUGCGCCAAAUAUCUUCUGGUUGACAAUUUUUUGGGGUGGAAUGCAUGGUGUUGGAUUUGCCUUUGCUAACACACUCUUCCAGGUAAUUGUAAAUCAAUAUUUUGAGAAAUAUAGGGCUACAGCAUCAGGAAUAGCUUUAUCAGGAGUUUGUGUUGGAAGUUUGGGUUUUCCCAUAUUGAUCGAAACUGUGCUGGAUUCCUAUGGACUUAGUGGAGGUUUUCUCAUUCUUGCCGGCGUCAUUUUGCAUGUUCUGCCACCUGCACUCAUACUGAAAUCACCGUCUUGGGUGGAAAAUCCCGAAAAAUACGCUAAACUAUUGGCUAGAAAAAAAGCUGAGCAAGCAAACAAACUGAAAGAAUCCGUUGAAGCAAUUAAUACAGAUGUUACAGUCAUUCUUGAGAAACAUGAGCUUGAGAGUGUUUACGACCCCAAAAAAUUUGCUCGCCAGCGAUCACUGAGCAAUCCAGUUGAAGAGCUCGUGUACCCCAUUAACAGUAAAGACAUUUUCUACUCAAAAGGAAACGAGAGAUUUUCAAAUUUUGAGGAAGAACAGAAAGUCGUUUGCAUUCGCUACUUAAUGAAACAGACACACGUUCCGCCUAUCUCUGAAGAAGCAGCCGAAAAAAAGGGAACGUUGCACUCAACGGACAAAGUCGCUGAAAAAGAUGGCGACGUUCCACCGUAUUCUGAAAAACAAAUUAAAGCAAAAGGAAAUGAAAACCCGAGCAUCAUGGAGAGCAUUAGGACCAUGGGAAGGGUGUUCAAAAAUCCAGUUUACAUUCUCAUAAAUGUGUGCGCGUCGACUUACACAAUGAUUUUCAUUCCAAUUCUAACUGUGACUGUGGAUUACGCCAUAGAUAAAGGAAUUGAUGAGAGCUAUGGGAAAUAUCUCAUUUACGGACUCGCUCUCGGAGAGUUAGUUGGUAGACUUGGCUUUGGUUGGGUGACAGACAAAGACCUCAUGACCAUACCCGCUUUCAUGUGUGGGAUGCUGGUGUUACAAGGAGUCUUCAUUGCCCUUUUUCCAAUGGCCAUGUCAAUUUAUACCUUCAUGACGACUCUGGUGCUCUACGGAAUGGCAGCAGGAAGUAUGUUGGUGCUGUUCCCGGUUCUAGUGCUCAAGUACAUCGACAACAACAGCCAAGCGGUGGCUUUAGCGAACGAUGGAUUGCUCUCAGGAGUGGUUUCAUUCUCUAUACCACCAAUGAUAGGAUAUUUCAGGGAUUAUGUUGGAUCAUAUGAUGGUAUGUUCUACUUGCUGGGUGGAAUUUCAGUGAUAUCAGGAGGGCUGUGGUUGUUGGAACCUAUUGUCGUGAAGUACUAUUACGGUGAAAGUUUUCAGGAGGACUUGAACAGUAAAAACUUAUUUCAAAACAUCGAGAAACAAACAAAUGAAGAAUCCAAGCCCAGAUGAUUUCAAGUACACUUCUGUUGUACACUCCCAGAUGGUUGCACACUUCUGUUGCAAUGCAUGACAAUUGAAAUACCUCAGAGCAUACACGUGUUACAAGACAUGUAAUGUUCCUCCUCAU